AAAUGUCGUUAUGCCGUAUAUGUCGUUAGCAAUUCAAAAAUAUUUUGUUAAACCCACUCCAAAAUUUGAGGUUGCAACAGCUUGGAACUCAGGCAUGGCUACUCCCAUCCAAGGAGGCAUCAUUGGUAUCCCAGAUGGCCCGACGAUUGCAAUGGAAGCGCUGGGCACAGGCUCUUGACCGGUUCCACCAGGCUGCCUUCAGUCCAAAGUAUCUCCUCUAUACGAACAUCGGGAUCUCCGUGGGCCUGAGCAUGGUGGGCGACACCAUGGAGCAGAGCUACGAACGCUUUAUAGGGGAGCUUCCGGGGUGGAACCGGAUACGAACCCUGCGGAUGGGCAUUUCCGGUUUCACCGUGGGCGUGGUGUGCCACUAUUGGUACCAGUACCUGGACUACCUGUACCCCCAUCGCACCUAUAAGGUGGUCAUCAUCAAGAUCCUGCUGGACCAGUUCAUCUGCUCGCCCUUCUACAUCGCCGUGUUUUUCCUCACCAUGGCCAUUCUGGAGGACAAUACGUGGGCGGAGCUGAGGCAGGAGAUCAAGGAUAAGGCCCCUAUCCUAUAUGCUGCCGAAUGGACUGUGUGGCCCUUGGCGCAGUUCAUCAACUUCCUGCUGAUUAGACCACAGUACAGGGUGUUCUACGAUAACACCAUUAGUCUGGGGUACGACAUCUUUACCUCCCAGGUGAAAUAUCGCAAGAAGCCGGAGCCCAAAACAGAGUAAUAUUUUAAGGAGUAUAUUCAAAAUCUUAAUUUAUAGCUAAGCAUUAAAUUCCAAAAGUAUUAUAUACA
Molecule: messenger RNA, 790 nt
Organism: Drosophila biarmipes
Lineage: Eukaryota; Metazoa; Arthropoda; Insecta; Diptera; Drosophilidae
Product: mpv17-like protein 2
Exons: 1
Coding region: 135-722 (195 amino acids)
Biological process (GO): mitochondrial ribosome assembly
Cellular component (GO): cytoplasm; membrane
Source: RefSeq, a predicted model, not a curated record